GUAUAAUCUAGUGGACGGAACGCUUCUUUCAACAGCAACAACAGUUCGUCAGCCACCUCGGUAGCUUGCUAGACAAAAUAGACGAACCAAUGAAGCUCUUUAGACGCUUUAGUGUAUAUUAGCCACUGUGUUUUAAAACCUACUUCUGUGGUCUAGUUAGUUAUCGGAUUGAAUUCUAUAUUAAUGGUGUUGUUGUUAUUAUUCAGCUAGCGGGCUGGUUAAGUUAGCAUUAGCCUAGCUAGGUAACAUCUCCAACCAUGAGGUUACUAAGCUACUCUCCUUCUGCUAAAGAAGAGGUCUGCUGGACGGAGGAAGACGUUAUCGUGAAAAAGGAGGAGGAAGAGGAGACUGUUUCAAUACAAAAACAAGUAGAGGGUGAGGCUGUAACCGUGAAGGAAGAAGUGAACGACGUUACAGUGAAGGAAGAGAAAGAGGAUGAUGCUGUUUUUGGAGUGAAAGAGGGGGAGGGGGAGAUGACUGUCACAUCGAAAAAGGAGAAGGAAGAAGAGGAGGGAACUGGAUAUCUGCGCCUGGUUUCCCAAAUGCAUCUUAAGGCAUCCAAUGGUUCUAACGAUGAACGGGCCCUGAUUAACACUAGAGAGAGAUGUGACUAUCGUGGAUCCUCUGGGGAUCCUCAACAACAUCAUGAUGCUGAUGAGGCAGAGAAGAGUCUCUCCACAUCAGAACUCCUCACGAAACAUCAGCAGAGACCCACAGGAAAGAAAUCUCAUUGCUGCUCUGACUGUGGGAAACGUUGCAAAUCUUCAUCAGAACUUAAAAUACACCAGCGAGUACAUACAGGAGAGAAACCUUAUAGCUGUGAUCAAUGUGGGAAGAGUUUUACUCAGUCAAGCUCCCUGAAAUCACACCAUAGAACACACACUGGAGAGAAACCUUUUGUCUGUUAUCAAUGUGGGAGGAGUUUUACUCAGCUAGGCAACCUGAUAGGACACCAGCGGGGACAUACAGGAGAGAAACCUUAUAGCUGUGAUCAAUGUGGGAAGAGUUUUACUACAUCUAGCUAUCUAACUAUACACCGGAGAACACACACCGGAGAGAAACCUUAUGGCUGUGAUCAAUGUGGGAAGAGUUUUACUCAGCUGAGCAGCCUGAUAGUACACCGGCGGGGACACACAGGAGAGAAACCUUAUAGCUGUGAUCAAUGUGUGAACAGUUUUACCUCAUCUAGCUAUCUAACUAUACACCAGAGAACACACACUGGAGAAAAACCUUAUUGCUGUGAUAAAUGUGGGAAGAGUUUUACUCAGCAAAAUGGCUUGAUAUCACACCAGAGAACACACACAGGAGAGAAAUAUAGCUGUGAUCACUGUGGGAAGAGUUUUACCUCAUCUAGCUAUCUAACUAUACACCAGAGAAUACACACAGGAGAUAAAUCUUAUGGCUGUGAUCACUGUGGGAAGAGUUUUAUUCGGCUACAAUCCCUGAAAUCGCACGAGAGAAUACACACUGGAGAGAAACCUUAUAGCUGUAAUCAAUGUGGGAAGAGUUUUACUCAGCAAAACGGCUUGAUAUCACACCAGAGAACACACACAGGAGAGAAACCUUAUAGCUGUGAUCAAUGUGGGAAGAGAUACUCUGAUAAAAGAUCUCUGAUUAAACAUCAGAAAAUACAUGAAAUUGUUUCAUGAUGUCAAUGAAAUGAUGUCACAUUGUAGAAUGUUUUAACAUUGUAGGAGUAUUUUAAUGAUGUCACAAUUUAGAACCCUAAACGUUUGUCCCCCUGUUCAGUUAAAUUGAUUUUAGCCUCAGGGGGAAAAAAUCCAGGCUAUGAAUUGAAAUAGUAUUAUUUAUGAGAUUUAUCAGAAAGCGACUAACAAAAAUUGAGUUGUGUUACACUUACCACGUUGAUGACCCACUUGAAUCAAAAUGCAACACUUCAAAAUGUUUAGGUUUUCAAUAUAUCCCAAACUGUUUCUGCAUAUUGAUUAUUGAUUUGGACAAUUUAAACCUGUGUUUUGACAUUGCACUAUUCCCAUUUAGCAAAAUGUCAUUGAAAAUAAGACUAUGCCCAAUGUUCAAUAUAUGUUUGGUUGUAGUUGAAAAUGAAAGUUGAAAAGAUGUUGUUUUUUCAAUGACUUGAAAACAGUUUAAUUUCAAUGUACUUGCAGCUUAUACACCUAUAAUCAAUUUUAUUAAAAAUCUUACAUCACCCCAGAAUUUCUUGACAACA
Oncorhynchus mykiss (rainbow trout) is the source of this 2191-nucleotide messenger RNA. RefSeq lists its product as uncharacterized. Lineage: Eukaryota; Metazoa; Chordata; Actinopteri; Salmoniformes; Salmonidae. Gene Ontology annotation, cellular component: nucleus. Gene Ontology annotation, biological process: regulation of gene expression. The record is from RefSeq and is a predicted model, not a curated record.